AAUUGCGAUGACUGCGUAACAUCGGAACAUUGUGGCUACUGUUCCUCCACGUCAUUAAAUAUGAGGCAGUGCUUGCCAGUCCAUCCGGAUAAUUUCCAGUAUUCACUUUACGGAUAUUGCAAGGAGGGGGCUGAAAAUGCCACGGAUUACAUAUUUGCGGAUAAUUACUGCGAGACGAGAUUCACAGCACUACCGAUUGCUAUCAUGGUGUUAUUCGUAUUUGCUUAUUCGUUUGGUAUGGGCCCGAUCCCAUGGGUAUUCAAUGCCGAAGUAUAUCCGAUUUGGGCGAGAAGUACAUGCGUCGCGCUCUCUACUUUCACCAACUGGAUGUUCAGUCUGCUGAUGUCGCUGACAUUUCUUAGCUUAAGUCAAACUAUCACCAAAUAUGGUGCCUUCUUUUUGUAUGCGGGUAUUUCAUUUGUCGGUUUCAUCAUUUUCUACCUCUUUGCUCCGGAAACACGAGGACGACGAAUCGAAGAAAUUGAGCUUCUCUUCAUGAACGAAACAGACCAACGAGAACAAAUGGCGCUUCGACAGAAUGCGCAACGGCAAACGACCACACUGGAAUAA
Messenger RNA from Gongylonema pulchrum, 570 nucleotides. The record is from the annotation of a GenBank genome assembly. Lineage: Eukaryota; Metazoa; Nematoda; Chromadorea; Rhabditida; Gongylonematidae.